Microdochium trichocladiopsis is the source of this 1554-nucleotide messenger RNA. RefSeq lists its product as uncharacterized. Gene Ontology annotation, molecular function: 3-beta-hydroxysteroid dehydrogenase [NAD(P)+]/C4-decarboxylase activity; 3-beta-hydroxy-Delta5-steroid dehydrogenase (NAD+) activity. The coding region runs from base 1 to 1554 and encodes 517 amino acids. Gene Ontology annotation, cellular component: endoplasmic reticulum. Lineage: Eukaryota; Fungi; Ascomycota; Sordariomycetes; Xylariales; Microdochiaceae. The transcript is spliced from 3 exons. Gene Ontology annotation, biological process: ergosterol biosynthetic process. The record is from RefSeq and is a predicted model, not a curated record.
AUGGCUGCCCCGGAGUUCCCGGCAGCGCUCAAGGAUGCCUCGCCCGCCCAGCUCAUCCUCGGCACCCUGGCAUCGCUGACAGUGCUUGUUGCGCUGUACCUCUGGCGCAUCAACACCCUCCUGUCCCGGACGCCCCCAGCGGCACUGAAGUUGGCCGGCCCGCGGUGGACGCCCGAGCUCCUGCACGAGACGUACGCCCGGCUCGAGAGGGACCCGCCCGGCCUGUAUGACGCCAAGAAGCUCCCGCCGCGGCUGGACCGGCGGUAUGUUGUAACUGGUGGUUCUGGCCUGGUCGGCGGCUAUAUUGUCCUGCAGCUUCUCGCGCGCGGCACCCCGCCCUCGGCGAUCCGGAUCCUGGACAUCCGGCGCACCGAGCGGAGCGACAUGCUCUCCCCGGGGUCGCCCGCGCGCGAGGUCGAGUUCGUCGAGACGGACAUUACGUCCCCGGUGUCGGUCGAGGCGGCCUUCUCGCGGCCCUGGGCCGAGGCCGUCGCGCACCUGCCCAUGACGGUCUUCCACACGGCGGCCGUGAUCCUCGCGUCGGAGCGCAGCGAACGCGAGUACUGGUUCCCCGAGGCCGUCAACGUCCGGGGGACAAGGAACCUGCUGGCCGCCGCGCGCAAGCACGGCGCGGGCAUCUUCAGCGCCACCUCGUCGGCGUCUAUCUCCAUCCGGCCCGUGCAGCCCUGGGUCGCCCCCUGGGCCGGCGAGCCGCGCAACUUCUUCCAGCUGCUGGAUCUCGCCGACUCGGAGAAGCCCCUGCGGCACCGGACGGGCUACUUUGCAAACUACCCGGCCUCAAAGGCCGUUGCGGAGCGGAUGGUCUGCGACGAGAACGAGGACUCGUUCCGUACGGGCAGCAUCCGCCCCGCCAACGGCGUGUACGGGAACCCGACGGAUAACAUGCUUGGAGCGUACUUCUUCAAGGACGUCGUCGAAACCUGGGUCCCGCACAUGGUCCAGAGCUUCGUCCACGGGGCCAACGUGGCCGUCGCACACCUCGCGCAGGAGGCCGUUCUCGCAAAGACGGCCCCGGAGAGCAGGCGGUACGCGGGCCGGCCCUACGUCGUGACGGACCCGAACCCGCCCAUCAUGAACCGCGACAUGUACCCCGCCAUCCGCACCCUCCUGCCGCGGCCCUGGCGCACCAUGGAGCUCCCGCCCGUCGUGCCGCUGCUCAUGGCGCACGGCAUCGAGCUGUGGUCGGACCUGCCGCACCGCUUCCCGCUGCUCAAGAAGCUCAUGCCGCCGAUCACGGGCGAGGCCAAGCACCUCAAGCCGGGGAUCUUCUCCAUCACGACGCACCUGGUCGCCGCCGACGAGGACACGAGGAAGCCCGUCUCCGAGGGCGGGCUGGGCUACACGGGCGUGGUGACUACUCUGGACGGCCUCGUGUACGAGAUCCUGGAGUGGAACCGCGAGGUGGCGGCAGGUGACGCCGAGAAGAAGAAGAUCACGUACACGUCGUCCCUGACGCUUGGCGAGAGGCUGCAGAAGACGGGGCUCAGCAUCGUCGAGGCGGUUGCCCAACCUCUAUCCACCAAGACCAAGUAA